AUGUCUCAUUUCGCGGAGUCAUCUGGAGGUGGACGGGUGAGGAGUAGGCUUCAAGGUGCCCGCAGCACCCACAUUGGCUCUGAGCAUGGUGUUGUUUUGGAUCCAGUUGGUGAGCUCAGUGGGUUCUCGAUGAUCCCUUGCCCAGAUUGCGGUCUUGCUCGGGUGGUGGAGGGAUGGACCAAGAAGGAUGGUGACAACCACGGCCGACUCUACUUUAAGUGUGCUAGGAAUGGGCUGCUAGAUGAAGAAGAAGGUUCAGUGGACAGUCCAAAUGGUGACACCAAGAAGAAAAACUUGGAGCAGAAGCUAAAGAAUUUGAAGUAG
Miscanthus lutarioriparius is the source of this 324-nucleotide messenger RNA. NCBI's taxonomy places the organism in Eukaryota, Viridiplantae, Streptophyta, Magnoliopsida, Poales, Poaceae. The record is from the annotation of a GenBank genome assembly.